UCACGUUUUCGCUCCCCGGUCCUUGUCCCUCCGCCCCAGCCUUGCCCCGCACAGGGGUGGCGAGCUGCCAGCUCCAUGCCCCAGUGAAACGAUCCCUCCAUUUUAAUUCAGAAGGAGUCACACUCCGAGGCGACUAUGUGAAAAGCGGGGGGUCACCAGGACCACAGGGUUGAAAACCACUGCCCUGGCCGGGUGCCGGGUGCCGGGCAGGUGGUUCCCAGAUGGCAUUGUCUACUCCAGAGAGAGAGCUCCAUCCGACACCAUGGCACCAUCCAGGAAGAAAACAGCCAAUGGAACCAGCAAAAACAAUGUGAAAAAGAAAAAGCUUGCUGCGUUUUUAAAGGACUUUGAUCGUGAAGUCCAAACUAGAAUUGAUCAGCUACAAACAAAUGGGCAAAAUCUUCUCAAGGAAUUGGAUAAUCUUUAUAACAUAGAAAACCUCCGACUUCCUCUAGCACUGAGAGAGAUGAACUGGCUUGACUACUUUGCUAAAGGAGGAAGUAAAAAGGCCCUAGAAGAAGCAGCAACGGCAGAUUUGGAGCUAUCAGAAAUAAACAAACUUACAGCAGAAGUUAUCCAGACGCCUUUCAGAAUUGUCAAGAAAGCUAAAAAAUCCAAACAGGAUAUUGAUGCUAUUGAAGAAGAAACAGAACUUAGUUUGCUCCCUGUAGCAAAGAAGAGGAAACAGGAUAGCAAAGAACCAGAACCAGAACAUGAAAAUGUUAAUCCCAAAACAGGGAAGGUGAAGACAUCAACCAAAAAAGUGCCAGUUUCGAAGAGCAGAAGAGCUCCAUCAGCGAGAGUGAAACGCAUUAGUAAAAGGUCAAGCAAAAAUAAUUUUGUCACUCCAGCCCUUGGCCAAGUCGCUGGUGCCCGCACAUGGGGAAGGACCUCCACUGUCACCCCUAAAUUUGAUUCCAGGCUUUUCAAGACACCAGGUCUACGCACGCCUGCCGCACAUGAGCAUGUUUACAUCGUCUCUGCAAACGGCAGCCCUCUUGCUAACAGCAACGAUGUCAUCAUUACAGUCCCUGUCGGAGGAGGGGAGAACAUUCGUUUAGCAGCCAGUGACCUGACCAAAAGGAAUUUGAGUCAUCUCAAUCCAGAGACCCUGGGAAUUAUGAAGAAGUUAUCAGUUCGUCUUGCACAAGUAUGCAGCAGCACGAACACCCAAAGAUGAAACUUCAGGGAUAAUUGACUUUUUUUGUAAAUCUGGAACAUCAAUUUUAGGACUACAACCUGAAUUCUUACUCUAUUCUUUUACCUUUCUGUUACACGGUGGAAGUUAGGAACAGAUUUUCAGCCUGUAAUAUAUAAUGUGAUUAGAAUAGGUUGACUUCUUUUUGUACAGAAAGAAGUACUUAGUUUCCUGUUUCAAGAUAGCUAGCUAUACCUUGGCCUUGGAUCCUCCAGAGUGUAUGAGAGACAAGUCAGGUGGAUACAGCUGCCCUGCAAUCUGCAGAAGAUCGAAGCAGUGGGAUCUAUUGGAUUACAGGUGUGAUUGACAAAAGUUUUAUCUGGUUUGGGAGCAAAAGCGGUGGAGCUGCUCAUUGCACUUAUUACCAGGCAAGUUUUCUGUUUAUUGAUGUCAUCAUUGCAAGGUGCUAAUUAGUUGUAUUCUAACAGCUGGAAUAUGAACCUCAAUUACAAAUAAUUAAUAGGGGGUGCUAAAAGAACAUUUUAUUGCAGACCAGCUAAUGAAGCUGCCAGGGGUGCUAGGGGUACAACGAAUCCUUUGUUUUGUUUUUCUCACAGCAGCCACUGAACUUUCAAUCCUGCUCUCCAGUUUACAGUGAACAAUGUACUUGAAGUCUUUUAUUGUACAUCCUACCGUUGUUUUUAAAGAAAUGAAUACACUGGUGUGUUCUUAAACCCAUAAUUUUACUGAGUUUUAAAGCUUCUAUCUACAAAACCAAUCAUCUAGACCUCCGAUCCUCUAAGCCUAAGGCACAUACACUUACUGGGCAAGUCCCUUUAGAGUGGUUGGAGACAGCCAGUGGAGAGUUCCCUCUGCACAGGGAAACUGCUGUUUCCUGCACUAGCUCCUAGGGAGGAGAUGGGGAUGUGGCAGGGCCAGGUUCCACUAUGUCUAGGUCUCCACUGCGGUGUUCCCUGCAUUCUUUUCAUGAACUAAAAAGGUUUUACACAAUAAAUACUGUUUAUAGAUGGAAUAAAAUUAGUUACAUAUUCAUUGA
Molecule: messenger RNA, 2195 nt
Organism: Caretta caretta (loggerhead turtle)
Lineage: Eukaryota; Metazoa; Chordata; Testudines; Cheloniidae
Gene: CDCA8
Product: cell division cycle associated 8
Biological process (GO): mitotic sister chromatid segregation
Cellular component (GO): chromosome passenger complex; spindle midzone; chromosome, centromeric region
Source: RefSeq, a predicted model, not a curated record